UCCCUUUUCCCCUUUUUCCCUUUUUCCCUUUUCUCUUUGUUUGGUUCUUUUGAGCACAAAAAACAAACUCCGUCGGGCUAUUCUUGGCUCGGUGCUUCGUUGUUGGUCGUUGUGACGGCUGCACAGUCAGCAUCGUCAAUCACCAAUCGCUCAAGCUCAAAGCCAGACGUGGCCGACACGAAGAAGGAGCGAAAACGAUGCCAAAGCAGAGGCAGAAACGAGAUCAAGAACACUCAAUGGAUCUACCAGCAAUCAGCAAAACCACCCGCCUGCGAAUAGCACGAUUUGUCACACUAUUUGAUUGUCAGAUGGGACAGAGGUUUCUAUAUCACGAUUUAUCGCUCUGUUUGACGGUCAGAUGAGAUAGAGAGAAAGAGGGGAUUGACACUCACUGGAGCAGAAUGAAUGCCACUAUUUCCAAACCAAACAGACACAGUCAUGCCCUCUCCAGCCUCCCGUCAAGCACGACUCGUGUUUGUCUUGCUCGUGAUUGGAUUCGUUGCAGCCGUCAAUGCCGCAUCAUGCCCGUGGGGCUGCAGCUGCGUUCAGACGAGUGGUGUCGUCACCUUCCUCUCGUGCAACAGCUCGGUCUCAGAAAUACCGAUCGACCUUCCGAUUUCCACCGUCACUCUCGAUAUUCACGCCACUUCCAUUACAACUCUGGGCGACAACGCCUUCCAGGCAGCUGUCUCCCUGAAGGCAAUCAUCCUUCCCGAAGCAAUCACCAGCAUCGCGCCGGCCGCGUUUGCUGGGUUGAGCGCAUUGACCUCCGUAACUUUCGAGCAGAGCGCCAUGUUCGACCAAAGCCUGUUUACUGGAUUGGAGGUGGAACACAUUGGGAUUGGCAAUGCAUCAACACUGCAAGGCAACUCGUUUACUUCAAUGUCCUUUUUGAAGCGCCUCGGAUUGUACGAGGUCUCUACUUUGCCAUCGGGCGCUCUUGCUGGGCUCGCUUCCCUCGCAACUCUGGAGCUGUAUGGACCUUUCACAUCCAUUCCAUCCAGUGUGCUAAACGAUGCUCCCAAUGUGGAUCUAUUGACGCUUCACGGUCAGUUUCAAACCAUGAGCGACAUUGGCCUGGCCUCUCUUCCCAAUCUGAAAAAGCUUUCGAUCUCCCAGUCCAAGCUUACAGGCUUUACAGACUUGAGUGCGAAUGCCUUGACGUACUUGUCUGUCUCUGGCUCAUCAACGAUCAAGACGCUUGCCGAUAACUCAUUUGCUGGUGUGCCGAAUCUCAAGUUCCUGAGCGUGGAUGGUUUGGGGCUCGAGAACCUUUCUUCGCAAGCCUUUUCCGGCCUCUCCCAAUUGACCUAUCUGAGCUUGUCCCAGACCCGCGUAAAAUCCCUUCCUCAAGGCCUGUUUGCUGGCACACCUGCACUGAAAGCAUUGAGUCUUUCCCCCAUCAAAAUCACCCAGUUGUCGAGCAACACAUUUAGCACUUUGACCGCGCUUACUUCCUUGACUCUGACCGGGAUGCCUGCGACCACCCUUCCUCCUGGAUUGUUCCUUGGUCUGACGGCGCUCACGCAGCUCAGCACGAGCCCGCACAACUUUAGCUUUGGAAACAACCUUCAAGCGCCGCCUAGCACUUUCGGAUUGCUCUCCUCUCUCCAGGCUUGCCACUCCGCGUGCGCUACGUGCUACGGAGCUGGCGCGGGAAGCUGCUGCCCUACCAACUGUCUACGCUGCGCCGGUGAUGGAACGUGCUCUCAGUGCUACGAGGGCUUUGCGCUCGAAGAGCAGCUUUGCGUUGCCAUACCACCCGCGGUGCUGGCUUCUUCCGCUUCGUCCGCUCUGGAAGCUGUCUCCAUUGCAGCGCAGUCUGCUGAAUCAGUUGUGUCUGCUGCUUCCGCCGCAUCGGUUCUUGAGCUUGCUGCUGCUGCUGCGUCCUCUAUCUCCGCUGCAUCAGCUCUGGAUGCUUCGGUUUCUGCGGUAGCUGUGGCUGCCUCGCGAGAAUCGGUUCUGUCCGUCCAGUCCGUCCAGUCUGCGGCUUCAGCUCGAGCCAGCCAGUCUGUCGCUGCAGCAACCAACAACAACGACGACGAUGGCCCCGCCGUGAUGCCGAUCGUUGUUAGUGUUCUUGCUGGCGUGCUCUUUCUCGUUCUGGUCGCGCUUGGGGUGGUGCUGCUUCGCCGACGCAACCCUGCAUCCCGUUCAAAGGACAGUUUCGACUCGCACACUGUCGACAUUCAUCCCAAUCCUGCGUUUGGCGGCACUGCCUCCAACAAAGGCGUUAUGGAUUCAAGGCUCUACGAAGAGGUGGGCGGCCAUCCCAGUCUCGCCCCUCCUGCCGUGCCGCACCUCUAUAACCACCCGCAAGACUCACCCGCCAGCAUGACUACUGAGACCCACGCCGCCCAGUCCCCUCAGUAUGAAGAGGUUGCCGUGCUUCUCGGUAGCCGCCCCGAUUCUGGCAAAACAUACGCAGAGCUGACUCUUGCGACCGGCUCGAUGGCCGCCCCUGUUGCUGACGAGUCCGUCAGCUACGCGACCGUAGUGCCGCACUUCGCAAGCGAGUAGUCUGGUCUGCCGAGCUGUUUUGUAGUUUGUUUUGUAGUUUGUUUUGUUGUUGUUGUUGUUGUCGAGAAUUGCGCCAAUAUGACUUGCACAACCAAUGCACCCAUCGAUGUCACCAGAGCUCACUCAUGGGUAUCGAACAAUUAAACAAUACGGCCUUGUCGUACAUUGAGAAACGC
Molecule: messenger RNA, 2696 nt
Organism: Capsaspora owczarzaki ATCC 30864
Lineage: Eukaryota; Filasterea; Ministeriida; Capsasporidae
Exons: 16
Coding region: 406-2520 (704 amino acids)
Molecular function (GO): protein binding
Source: RefSeq, a predicted model, not a curated record